CGCCGAUGCACCGCCGGCGCGUCGCCGGUGCAUCGCAGGUGCAUCGCUGAUGCGCUGCCGGCACAUCGGCGAGGCGGUGCAGGCCUCCGACCCCGUCUGUUCGGACCCCAUCUAUAGGAGGCCCCUGGCCCAGGCGCCAGCGAUGCUCAGCGCACCGCGCGCGCACUGCGCCGAUGGCCGACGGUGAGGAUGGCGCGGGCUCCACGGCCGGAGGGCCUUGGGCGCGGGCGCUCUCUGUGCUGCCGCCCCUGGUGUACAUGGUCCUGAGCGCCCUGCUGUCCGUGACGAACCGCUACAUCUACCACGAUCGGCGGCCUGCCUUCCAGAUGCCGGCGCUGCUGAUCACCGCGCAGGCCGUCGUGGUCGGCCUGCUGACCACGGCCGGACUGACAGCUGCUGGCGCUCGCAGUGCCGCCGGUCGGCGUACUGGCCGUCGCGGGUGCUCUGCCGGGACGCCGUGCGCAUCUCGGCCGUGGCGGCCUGCUUCGCGCUGGACGUCGCGCUCACGCAGGCCGCUCUGGUGCUGGCGCCCGUGGCGCUGGUGGAGGUGGUCAAGUGCCUAGUCCCCGCCGUGGUCCUGGCCGAGACCUCCUGGCUGAAGCACCGGCUGCCCGGUGCCUGCGACGCGGCGACUGUGGCGAUCGUCUGCUUCGGUGCCGCACUCGCGCCCUCCUCCGCCGCCGCCGUCUAUCCGAGGC
Molecule: messenger RNA, 698 nt
Organism: Prorocentrum cordatum
Lineage: Eukaryota; Dinophyceae; Prorocentrales; Prorocentraceae
Source: the annotation of a GenBank genome assembly